AAUGGAUCCUAUCAAGAAAUCCAAUAUGUAGUCGUUCCCCCUCUUCGCGACGCCCUCCUCAAUCCCCCGCCUGGCCAUGGCGGUCUCAGCUUCCGCUUCACUGUCGACCUUUUUCUCCGAGCACAAGCCCUUCGAGCCCAACACUGAGGCCAUCAGGCAGCGGCUCCUCCGCAAGGGCGUCUUCCCCACUCCCAAGAUCCUCCACGCCCUACGCAAGAAAGAGGCCCAGAAGGCCUUCCGCAGAUCCAAGAAACGAGCCCUCCAAGAACAACCCCCUCCCCUCUCCGAGGCCCAGAGGCGGGCCUUGGAGGACGAUGACCUCUUCCGCACCGUCUCCGCCGAGUACGGUGCCGUGAGAGAGGAGCUCCGCCGGAGGGACGAGAGGGCGGUGGCGCUCUCUGGGAGGCCGUGGGAGGGCUCCAAGGCUGUCAACUUGCGAGGGCUCGCGAGCGCGAUGGAGGACCCCGGAGGUGGCAGGCUGAGGACUGAACACCUAGAGGAGCUGAGGCGGAUGCUAGCCGAGAGGAACGAGGAGCGGUUCCGAUGGCUAUUGGUUAACGAUGAAGUAGAGGAUACAGGUGGUUUUGUAGACAAACAAGAGAGGAAGGUGCCGAAAUCGAGGCUGGUGGUAGGAGCUGAAGAGAAAAUUCGCUUGCUUGUGGACAGGCUCAGUGCUACGGAUUUAAGUUUGCAUGACUGGAAGUUUUCAAGGAUAAUGAAGCAAUCGGGCAUGUUCUUUACUGAGAUGCAUUUGCUUAAAAUAGUUGAACGACUAGGGGUUCUUGGAAACUGGAGUCAGGCACUGUCUGUUGUGGAAUGGGUGUACAACGAAAAGCAAUACAAGCAUAGGAAAAGCAGGUUUGUGUACACCAAGCUUCUAGCUCUUUUAGGCAAGGCAAGGAGAUCAACUGAAGCUCUUCAAAUUUUUAACAAAAUGCGGGAAGAUGGCCAGAUAUAUCCUGACAUGGCUGCAUACCACAGUAUUGCUGUUACACUUGGUCAAGCUGGACUUGUGAAUGAGUUAGUCAACAUAGUUGAAUGUAUGAAACAAAAACCCUCUAAAACACUCAAGAAUAUGAACCGCAGAAACUGGGAUCCAUGCUUGGAGCCAGAUGUGAUCAUUUACAAUGCUGUGCUGAAUGCAUGUGUGCCAUCCCGUCAAUGGAAAGGGGUGUUUUGGGUUCUGGAACAGAUGAGGCAUAGGGGAAUAAAGCCUAUUGGAGCAACUUAUGGAUUAGCAAUGGAAGUCAUGUUGAAAGCGGGAAAAUAUGAUCUUGUACACAAGUUCUUCGAAAAGAUGCAAAGAGGUGGAAUAGUUCCAAAAGCUUUAACUUACAAAGUUCUUGUUAGAGCCUUUUCGGAAGAAGGUAAAGUAGAUGAAGCAGUCAUAGCAGUCAGGGAAAUGGAACGGAGAGGAGUAGUUGGAGCAGCUUGUGUUUAUUAUGAAUUAGCAUGUUGUCUUUGCAACAAAGGGAGAUGGCAAGAUGCAAUAAUUGAGGUUGAGAAGCUACAAACACUUCAUCUUACAAAACCUUUGGAGGUGACAUUUACUGGCAUGAUCCUAUCUGCAUUGGAUGGUGGACGCAUUGCUGAUUGCAUCUCAAUUUUCAAGCACAUGAAAGACCAUUGCACUCCUAAUAUUGGAACCAUAAAUGCCAUGCUGAAAGUUUAUUGUUGCGGAGACAUGUUUGCGAAAGCUAAAGAACUGUUUGAAGCUACUAAAGCCACCUAUUGUCGAUCAAAGCCCCACUCUGCAAAUGGUUCAUCUCUUCAGCUGGAUGCUUAUUCAUUCAAAUCCAUGCUAGAAGCAUCUGCUUCUGCUCAACAAUGGGAGUAUUUCGAGCAUGUGUAUAAGGAGAUGACUCUCUGUGGUCACCAGCUAGAUCACAGGAAACAUUCAUGGCUACUAGUUGAAUCAUCUAGAGCUGGAAAGUGGCAUUUGCUGGAGCAUGCAUUCGACACAGUACUCGAAGCGGGAGAAAUUCCUCAUGUAUCACUGUUUUUCGCAAUGAUAUUCCAGACCAUUGCGCAACAAAACUUUGCAAGGACAGCAAGUCUCCUCAAUUGCAUGGCUCAUGCUUCACUCAAGGUAAGUGAGAGUCAGUGGGCAAGCCUCCUCCGGAGGGACAUGGGUAGGUUUAGCAUGGAGAGGUUGGAAGAUCUGUUGAACCAUUUGCAGAGCUGUAAUGUUGUGAUGGAAGAUCCUGUACCCAAUUUUUUGAAGUCACUGCAGUAUGUUUGCGGUACUAGACUCUUGAAGGAUGCCUCUACCUCUGCAGAGUCUUAUGUGGCUUCAAUGGACGACGACACUUUGGAUGAGAACGACAGUGAUUUUGAGAGUGUUGGCAGGAUUCAGGACUAUCAACCUGGUGAACUGUCUCCUGAAAUUAAUGGUGGCUGCGUCGAAACCUUAGAUGAAGGCCAUUAUAGAGAUGAGAGUUUGCAGCAUUACGACUUGGAGCCUUCUGUUACUGAUAAAACACUGGAUUUGCUGACUGCCCACAUUGGAACACCAUUCUCAGACUUGCCACCAGCAUCAGAAAUACUCGAGAAAUGGAGACAAGACAGGACUAAGGAUGAUAUGUUAUCCACUCGACACUGAAGACAAGGGUUCAGUAUCUUCUUGUGAUGAGGAACUGUAAGAGUAUAUUGUUUUUCCUCUUGACGUAUAAUAUUUAUUUUCUAUGGAACGCCUAGCUUCUAAAAUAAAUAUCUGACGCCAGAAGUGCAUUUGUCGAUAAAGCUAAUAAUAUUUUUGGGUGAUUUUUCUGAAAAA
Musa acuminata subsp. malaccensis (wild Malaysian banana) is the source of this 2776-nucleotide messenger RNA. Its product is annotated as pentatricopeptide repeat-containing protein At5g67570, chloroplastic. Gene Ontology annotation, biological process: chloroplast organization. Lineage: Eukaryota; Viridiplantae; Streptophyta; Magnoliopsida; Zingiberales; Musaceae. The record is from RefSeq and is a predicted model, not a curated record. Gene Ontology annotation, cellular component: chloroplast. Gene Ontology annotation, molecular function: protein binding.